Molecule: messenger RNA, 664 nt
Organism: Bactrocera latifrons
Lineage: Eukaryota; Metazoa; Arthropoda; Insecta; Diptera; Tephritidae
Biological process (GO): DNA integration
Molecular function (GO): nucleic acid binding
Source: RefSeq, a predicted model, not a curated record
GGUUGCGCUUCUUCGAGAACGCAUAUGGCUGAUUAAUGCAAGCCGAAGCUGCAGACCCAAAUAAUGGGAAACUUGCCAGUUGAAAGACUUCGAGCGCUACGAUCCUUUCUCAUAUGUGGCGUAGAUUUUUGGGUCCAAUUUAUACUACAUUAAAAAUACGCGCUCGACCACCCGUAAAAACCUAUAUCGCAGUUUUCGUUUGUUUCACGUCUAAAGCAGUACACUUAGAAUUAGUUUCUGACUUAUCAACUAAUUCCUUUAUUCUCGCCCUAAAAAGGUUCAUUGGUCGCCGAGGGAUGCCACAGACAAUACACAGCGACAACGCACCCAACUUCGUCGGCGCCGAUCGCAAGUUGUGCGAAGUCAAAGAGGCGUUUCCCACGAAGACAACACGCCACCGCAGCAGUGGGCACUAGGACGAAUCGCCGCAACCAUAGAAGGACGAGACGGAAAGGUGCGAGUGGCAGACGUGGCAACCAAGGCAGGCACCAUUAAGCGCCCUAUUCACAAGUUAGCCCUGCUGCCUAUCGAAGUUGAAGGAUCAUGAUCCUGUCAAGGUGGCCGGUGUUGCGUCUAGCGACUUUAUACGUCUAAAACUAAUGGUUUAAAAAGAAAUUUGUAAAAUUAAUUAAAGAAUCUAUGAAUAUUAUUAAAUGUUGUUUUU